This is a messenger RNA of Erinaceus europaeus (western European hedgehog), 2974 nucleotides long. RefSeq names its product NAD kinase 2, mitochondrial (gene NADK2). Lineage: Eukaryota; Metazoa; Chordata; Mammalia; Eulipotyphla; Erinaceidae. Bases 132 to 1124 code for a protein of 330 amino acids. Gene Ontology annotation, cellular component: mitochondrion. The transcript has 12 exons. The record is from RefSeq and is a predicted model, not a curated record. Gene Ontology annotation, molecular function: NAD+ kinase activity. Gene Ontology annotation, biological process: NAD+ metabolic process.
GCUUGCGUUGAAAGGCUCUAGCUACAGUGGACUUCUUGAACGACAUCGUAUUCACACCAGAAAUGUAGAACAUAUUCUAGAGAGUUUAAGGAGUGAGGGAAUUGAGGUUCGUCUGGUAAAGAGGAGAGAAUAUGAUGAAGAAACUGUCCGAUGGGCAGACGCAGUUAUCGCCGCAGGAGGAGUCUACCUGUGUUGUGUGUCCUCUAGGUGAUGGCACAAUGCUUCUGGCAGCAAGUAAGGUCUUAGACAGACUUAAGCCAGUUAUUGGAGUCAACACUGACCCAGAAAGGUCUGAGGGUCAUUUAUGUCUUCCGGUUCGAUACACACACUCCUUCUCAGAAGCCUUACAGAAGUUCUAUCGUGGUGAAUUCAGGUGGCUGUGGCGGCAGCGCAUCAGGCUGUACCUGGAAGGCACUGGCAUAAACCCCAUUCCCGUCGACCUUCACGAGCAGCAGCUCAGUCUGAGCCAGCAGAGUCGAGCCUUCAACAUUGAAAGAGUCCAUGACAACAAGUCUGAGGCUUCAGGACCCCAACUUUUGCCAGUGAGAGCCCUAAAUGAAGUCUUCAUUGGGGAAAGUUUGUCAUCCAGAAUGUCUUAUUCUUGGGCUGUAGCAGUGGACAAAUUAAGAAGAAGUAUACCCACUCUAAAGGGACUAGCUUCCUACUAUGAGAUUUCAGUUGAUGAUGGCCCAUGGGAAAAGCAGAAAAGCUCAGGGCUCAAUUUGUGUACUGGAACAGGAUCCAAGGCCUGGUCAUUCAAUAUCAACAGGGUUGCACCUCAGGCUGUGGAGGAUGUUCUAAAUAUCGCAAAACGACAAGGACAUCUAAACCUCCCACUGAGUAGAGAAUUAGUAGAGAAAGUAACAAAUGAAUAUAAUGAAUCACUGCUGUAUAGUCCAGAAGAACCAAAAAUGCUUUUCAGUAUUCGAGAGCCAAUAUCCAACAGAGUUUUCUCAAGCAGCCGUCAGCGCUGCUUCACCUCAAAGGUUUGUGUCCGUUCUCGCUGCUGGGAUGCUUGCAUGGUUGUGGAUGGAGGGACUUCGUUUGAGUUUAAUGAUGGGGCCAUCGCUUCAAUGAUGAUCAGCAAAGAUGAUGAGCUGCGAACUGUGCUUCUAGAGCAGUGACGGAUUCCCACAGGUGGCAACAGACUACUUGUUACAAACCUGCAUUUGUCGUUGUUGUUAUGCAACAAGUGGAGACUGGUUGACCCUGAAUUCACAGGUGACCAAAAAAAGAGAUUCACAUUAUUCUGUUGAAGCCUAAUCAAAAAGAUGCUGUGUGUGAGAGUGGAUGCGCUAAACUGAUCAGAACUAAUGCCAGUGAAAAUUUCCAUAUUGUUUACAAUUGGUGUGCAAGAGAGUUGGUGCCUUUUUUAAUUUAGAUGCAAAAACAAAUAAAGGAUUAAAUGUGUAGGAUUUGAAAUUCAACUGCACAAGUUUUUCUUCCUUUCUCCUUUCCCCCUAACUUUGUGGAGUUAGUUAUAUAAAACAUAUCUUGGUUAAUGCAUGUUUUUAUAGUGCUACUUAAGAAUCAAAAUUUUUAAAGUUUUGAUGAUGGAAUCUUUGAAAGAUCCUGAAAUUGACCUGAUUGAAAUAGGGAAAUGUGUUUUUAUAUGUGCAAGAGAUUUUGUAGCUUCAGAGAAUAAUGCUGUUAUGAUUUAAUUUGGACUUCACGUAAUCACUUUUGAAAUUAUUUGUAGGUGUUUUCAUUUGGUUGAUUUUCAGGUUAGUUUUAAGAGUGAGUGGAAUACAUAUCUGUACAAAACAUGCUGUUAAGUAUGUAUUGAUUAUCUUAUCUCGAUUUAAGUGAGUUUUUUUUUUUUUUUUUAAUGAUUUGAGCCUAAUAGAUUUCCUUCAGAUUUAAAACUCUCUGACAUGGAUUCAAAGACAAAAAGGAUGAACUUAUUAGACAUACUCUGUUAGUUUGGUUGAACCUUUAAACGUAUUCCUCUCGGGAGUAUAAGUAGAAAGAAAAUGAAUUCUUUAAUAAAUAAGCAGCACAUGGUAGUUUCAGAGUUUUCACACUGGUUUUCACCUAGCUCUUAUUCCAAGUUUCAUUACUGUCUAUUUCAUCCGCUACUAUGAAAUUGUCUUUAUUUUUAGAGGAAAGCACAAUCUGCUUCCUGAUCUGCUUAUAAGUAAUCCUGGAUGUUUCGCAGCGCUUUUCUGCACGAGACAGUUGGUAUUCUCAUACCGUUUAUGCACAGUUGUUGCCUGUUUUUCACUGCUAUUUACAUUUGUUAUUCAGCCAUUGAAUUAUGUAUUGAAUGCCCUUCUGCCAUUUAUUGUCAGGUGCUGAAUGUUAGUGAAUGAGGCGGUUUCUAUGUAUGAUGAUAGCAACAAGUUUAGUGAGCUCAGAAGCAAUUUCUGUGACUAUUAAGCUGCAUAUCAAAUGGAUUUAACAUUUAACAUGCUCUUUAAAUUUUUAUACAAAGAUAAUCUAGGUUUUGAUACAUAUCCAGAACAGGAAUCUGUUUUUCUUUCCUUGGUUAAGGGUGUCUGGAUAGACACUCAGGACCAUUUACAAUCAUGUAUACAAUAUGAAUUAGUGUUUUCCUAGAGCUGGAUCUAGUUUCUGGUCUGAUUAUCAGUGAUGUACGUAAGAUACUAAUCUAAAAAAAUGUGAAAUUUGAUGUUAUAGAAACUGUCUUUGUAGGUUUAGAAUAUGUUUUUUGACAAAAAAGUGCCAUCUCUUUAAAGUCAAGGAAAUAUAAUGGUAUAAAAUGAUACCAUAAAUCUGUUAAUAUGUAACAUAUUAAUAAGUAACAUCUGUAAAAUUGUUCUGAAGCCAUAUUUUAUAGAUUUUUUUAAAUACUCCAUCGUGCUGACUUGUAAUAUUUCUGCUGUGUGGUGGGGAUUCGUAUGUGUAAAAUGGUAAGAGACAAAGGUUGUUAGUUUAGGAAAAUGUUUCUAUGAAUAAGUUAACUCCUUUUAAUGGCAACUGUAUGUGAAUAAAAUUAAACCAUUGUUUUGUC